Molecule: messenger RNA, 2859 nt
Organism: Thrips palmi
Lineage: Eukaryota; Metazoa; Arthropoda; Insecta; Thysanoptera; Thripidae
Gene: 14-3-3epsilon
Product: 14-3-3 protein epsilon
Exons: 6
Coding region: 112-912 (266 amino acids)
Biological process (GO): signal transduction
Cellular component (GO): cytoplasm
Source: RefSeq, a predicted model, not a curated record
UUGUACGUGAAAGUCACGGGACUACUUUCAGUGUUGGCGGGCGCGGCCAUCUUAGUUAAUAGUGUAUUUUGUCCUCUUGUGCAUCGAGUCCUAAAUCCCUAAUCAUCCACCAUGUCGGAAAGGGAGGAUAAUGUGUACAAGGCUAAAUUGGCUGAACAAGCCGAAAGAUAUGACGAAAUGGUGGAGGCAAUGAAAAAAGUGGCCUCCCUGGAUGUGGAACUGACCAUUGAAGAGCGUAACUUGCUCUCGGUGGCAUACAAAAAUGUUAUUGGUGCAAGGCGAGCAUCCUGGAGGAUAAUCAGUUCUAUCGAGCAGAAGGAAGAAAACAAGGGAGCAGAAGACAAGCUGGAGAUGAUUAAGACAUACCGCUCACAGGUGGAGAAGGAACUUCGUGAUAUCUGCUCAGACAUCCUGUCUGUAUUGGACAAGCACUUAAUCCCCUGUGCCUCCACAGGAGAAUCUAAAGUCUUCUAUUACAAAAUGAAAGGAGAUUAUCACCGAUACUUGGCCGAGUUUGCUGUAGGAAAUGACAGGAAAGAAGCAGCUGAGAAUUCAUUAGUUGCAUACAAGGCAGCCAGUGACAUUGCAAUGGUUGAACUUCCCCCCACACACCCCAUUAGGCUGGGUUUGGCCCUCAAUUUCUCUGUGUUUUACUACGAAAUCCUCAAUUCCCCUGACCGAGCAUGUCGCUUGGCAAAGGCUGCCUUUGAUGAUGCUAUUGCUGAGUUGGACACAUUAUCAGAGGAGAGUUACAAGGAUUCUACCCUCAUCAUGCAGCUGCUCAGAGACAACCUUACCUUGUGGACCUCAGAUAUGCAGGGAGAUGGUGAGCAACCCACAGAGGAAUCAGCCCAAUGUGAAACUGAAACUAAGGAACAGUUGCAGGAUGUUGAAGACCAGGAUGUGUCGUAAUCUGUGACUGAGCACACAAAUCGAACAAGCGUAAAAAUUGAAGCACUUAACAUCAUCUUGUGUGUAUGACUUGAGUGGAAUGUGGUAGAACUAGUGACUACCAUAUUGUGCGCCUGUGGUCUGUGUGAAACGUAUUACCGCCAUCAAGCCCAGCUUUGGAGGGCUUCGGAAGGACUUGGACUUCUUUAUUAUUUUGUUUUCCCGGGAGGGGGUUGUAACUGUCUGCCAAUAUUCGACUCAAAUUCCAACUUCAAUCCUAGGGGCUGUCAUUGCCGGACUUGGAUGAUUGUGCUGUCGCUUUGGUUUUAUUUAGGCUUUUGAAAUUGCUAUUAAUAAAAUUCAUACCUCAGUUUUAAUAUUUAUUUGUUUUCUUGUCAGGGGAACAUUAAUACACUGUAUUGUGCUUGAGGUAUUUUACUGUCAAAGUAUUCAUACAGUGUUUGAUCUGACACCAAGAGCAAUGUUGAUUCUACUUAUUUAUUCCUGUGAGCUGUAUUUCCCUUGUUGAGAUCUCUAACUCUUCAACUGUGACAUGUGUCUUGGCAUUUCUUUUGCUGUUGGAUCACAUAUGUGAGAAUGUUUUUGACUGGGGACUUGCUAUCAGUUUGGGAAAUGAUUGAAAUGUGAGUGGAUCAAGUUCAAUCUGCAUUUGCAGGCAGUUCAAGUAUCCCCUUAUUUGGAGUUGGUCCAUUCUGUGAUAUAAUUUGCUAAAAGUGAGAUUUUAAAAAUUAUUUUAUGGUGUCUCAUCUCAUGACAUUGCUUCACAUGCAUUUAUUUUGAUCAAGUGGUGGCCCUCUCAGUUUCAAUAUUAAAAUAAUGUAAGGAAAAAUAUGGAGUCGUUUUGGAAGAAAGUCUUCUCCUGUUAAAUUUCAGGGAUAAUUUAAGAUGGCCUGACUUUUCUCUUUGCUUAUUGGAUUCUAGUUGAUUCUCUUUGAGAAUGAAUCAUUCCAUCACAUUUACUGUGAAGUAUUACAGAUGCUGCCCACCCCACCCCACACUACCUCACUCCACCUUCCUCUCCCUUCCCUAUUCCUUUUCCUCGUUUACCUUAUCAUCUCCCAUUUAGAAUGUGGGGUUUGUAAUGAAUCAUAAUUAUUUAUUGGUACUUAAAGCCAGCAACCCAGUUAAGAUUGACUUAUUAUUUGGCCGGAGCCGGUUUAGUCUGGCUGUUCUGGUAGUUAAGCUGUAAUCUGUAGAGGUUAGUUCUGUAAUGCACUUUUUGUGAAACCUAAGUCUCCUAUCAAUUGGAACUUAAACUUAUUCUAAAUGGUCUGGGUUAAGUCUCAGGGAGGGGAGGCCAGUUCCGGAGUAAGCUUCCACCGCUCACCUUUUGGCGCUAUCUCUGCAAGCAUUCCUAGUUGCUCUUGGAAUUCCAAUAGCAGACUGGUGAGAAAUUAUGGCUUUGCCUUGCGUUUGAUUUGGUGCUAUGAGCACGUCAGUGAUAAAACACCUUUGCUCAAGAUGCUGCAUGUUGGAAGAGUUCCGACUCCAUCUUAUGAGGAAGGGCAUGCUCUCACCGAGCGGCGUAAGCACAAUUCGGAACAAAACACCUCUUCUACAGCAAAAUUGUGUCCAGUGCUUUUUACAUAGUUGAACAUUGAUCUCAAGAAUUUCUUCCUUGCAUUCAAUAUUGUCGAAUCAGGAAAUCUACUUGCAAGUAUUCCAAGAUGGUAUUCAAACUCUGAGGAUAUUUACCAGACCAGACCAAUGAUGUAAAUUAGCUCCAAUUGUGUGGAAGUAAAACUGGGGCUAUCAAUCAUCCAAAUGCUUUUGUGAAGUAAGCUAUGUCGCAUUUGCCCUCAUCGAAGUUUGUUUUGCUCUGAACCAUAAAAUUAUUCAUAACAAAGUAAACCAUGUAAUUGUUCUGUGUUUUUAACUUUUCUAAAGAAUAAAAUUAUCUUCUUUCCUGUGAAAUGACUCAUUACUAAAUUUAAAAAAAUGAAAAUU